This is a messenger RNA of Lecanosticta acicola, 1374 nucleotides long. The record is from the annotation of a GenBank genome assembly. NCBI's taxonomy places the organism in Eukaryota, Fungi, Ascomycota, Dothideomycetes, Mycosphaerellales, Mycosphaerellaceae.
AUGGCGACUGCUAUCUUUACCCGAUCUUUCAAGCCCUCGGCUGGCCUCAAAGCCUUCAAGCCUACCUACCACGUCAGGUACAACGCCACCGUCCACAGCGGUACACCGCGAGUGCCAGCGACACCUCCAACUUCUCGCACCACGAAGCCUUCUUUCGAGCGCGCGACCUUCACGAUCCGCGAUGGUCCGAUCUUCCACGGAAAGAGUUUUGGUGCCAGGACAAACAUCAGUGGUGAAGCCGUCUUCACCACCUCUCUCGUGGGCUACCCAGAGUCCAUGACCGAUCCUUCGUACCGUGGUCAGAUUCUGGUCUUCACCCAGCCUCUCAUUGGCAACUACGGCGUCCCAUCGUCCACCCGCGACGAGUUUGGUUUGCUGAAGUACUUCGAGAGCCCAAACAUCCAGGCUGCUGGAAUCGUCGUCGCCGAUGUUGCCCUGAGAUACUCCCACUGGACUGCCGUCGAGAGUCUUGCCGAGUGGUGUGCUCGUGAGGGUGUCGCAGCCAUUUCUGGUGUCGACACUCGUGCUAUCGUCACUCACUUGCGUGAGCAGGGUUCAUCCCUUGGCAAGAUCACCAUUGGCGAGGAGUACGACGCAGACGAGGACGAGGCAUACGAUGAUCCGGCUGCCAUUAACUUGGUCAAGAAGGUCUCGACCAAGGCUCCAUUCCACGUCCCAUCGCCGAACGGAUCUGCUCACAUCGCAUUGCUCGACUGCGGUGUCAAGGAGAACAUUAUCCGUUCCAUCGUUAGCCGCGGUGCCAGUGUGACUUGCUUGCCGUACGACUAUCCAAUUCACAAGACUGCUCACCAUUUCGAUGGUGUUUUCAUCUCCAAUGGUCCGGGUGACCCAACUCACUGCAAGGCCACUAGCGACAACCUCCGCAAGCUCAUGGCCGGAAGCAACAUCCCAAUCAUGGGAAUUUGUCUCGGCCACCAGCUUCUCGCAAUUGCUGCUGGAGCCGGCACGACCAAGAUGAAGUACGGCAACCGUGCCCACAAUAUCCCAGCUCUCGACCUCAGCACGGGCAAGUGCCACAUCACCAGCCAGAACCACGGAUAUGCUGUUGACCCUGCUACCUUGCCCUCGGACUUCAAGGAGUACUUCACCAACUUGAACGAUGGCUCCAACGAGGGCAUGAUCCACAAGACCCGCCCCAUCUUCAGUACUCAGUUCCACCCUGAAGCCAAGGGAGGCCCAUUGGACAGCAGCUACCUAUUCGAUGCUUAUCUGAAGGAGGUCCACCAGCACAAGGCGCAGAACGAUGUCCUGAAGGGCGGCAAGGACAACCGACCCAGCCCACUGCUGGUUGACCUGCUCGCCAAGGAGCGCGUUGGCGUGGCACCUGACCAGAUUCAGGCGACCUACAGCUGA